AUGAGUAGUCUCGCCGAUCCCCCGUCCUCCAGGGCCACCUUCGCCGGACCUGCAGAUGGUCCCGGCAAAACGCGAAACCUCCCCGUUCUCUCGCAAUCCGCCCAACACUCCCCUGCAGCCAUGGAGAUCACUCCGCCAUCCUCUGUCGCCGCGGGUGGAAUGCCUAUUCACAGCAGUCCCGAUAGCGACCGCACCGGCGCAAUCAACACCAAUGGUGCCGAAGUCGGAAUUACGAGUAAUCCCCAAAACUCGGCCGUUGGGGCUGCUGCUGCAGCCCAGCAACCCAAAGUGGUACAAACCGCAUUUAUCCACAAGCUUUACAACAUGCUCGAGGACUCCAGCAUCCAACAUUUGAUAUCUUGGUCCAAUACCAACGACAGUUUUGUCAUGUCACCGACUUCUGAAUUCUCCAAAGUCCUCGCCCAGUAUUUCAAGCACACCAACAUUUCAUCCUUUGUCCGUCAGUUGAAUAUGUACGGGUUUCACAAAGUGAGCGACGUCUUUCAUACGGGCUCCCCGGACUCUGCGCUUUGGGAAUUUAAACACGGAAAUGGCAACUUCAAACGGGGUGAUUUGAUCGGCCUGCGCGAGAUCAAGCGUCGUGCCUCUCGCCAUGCUUUGAUUCAUCGCGACUCAUUCCCAGGCCACAAGGCUACUGCAUCGCAACCGGGCACCCCCGCUGAACCCGUUCCCGAUGCGACGGAAGCCAGGCUUAUGAACCUUGAAUACAGUCUUCAUGACAUGCAUGCGCGCCUAUCUCGUGCGGAGGAAGGGAACGUGGCAUUGAGUUCGAAAUGCCAGAGUAUGGCCGAAGGUCUCGCCAAAUGCUACCAAUGGACUCAUUCAAUCUCGCGCUUUCUCCAAGGUGUCGUGCCCAACCAGGAGAGUCCUUUAUAUCGCGACAGUACGAGCAGUCCUAUCUAUACCCCCGAUGUCUCGGCUUUACUAACGAGCCUCCCAGUUUUGAACAUGCAAAGGGAGGUAGAGAAGCAUCUCGAAUCAGUUCGUGCCAUGGACGCUUCCCACGAUACUCUCAUGCCACCACGCCAACCAUUUUUCGGAAACUUGCCAGUAGAAUCUGGUCCUCCCUUGUCCCCUCGCCAACUACCCCAGGACGACAGCCGGCGCCAAUCUAUGAUUCGGCCACCCGUCCCUCCUCACCUUGCCGUGUCCCCUCGUCGCUACGGCUCCAUUGGAGGUGCCAAUGCGCCUAUUCCUAAUUAUAAUCGACUACAGCCUCCUAGUGGUGGUGCUGGUGGUGCUGCUCCGCCACCGCCGCAACAACAACCACAACAACCUACGCCUCAUCCACUUUCCAUAUCUACUCCUCCCGGAGGCCCGAAUCUAGGCCGCCGCCACACAUUUGCGGAUAUUCGACAAGCCGACUGGCCUCCCACUGGUACUUCUCCUUUCCCUCCUGGAAGCACCGGCGGAGGUGGUGGAAGCAGUGGACCUUGGCCCUCAUCCCCUCAUCGUGUACCCACGAGCAGCGAGCAACAAGUCCGGGAUGUACUAGCUCAGUAUGAGAUGGGUGCGCCUCGACGCCUCCAAGAUCAAUCCCGUCAUGCGACACCUCCGACUGGGGCCGAGCCAUCCCCGUCAAUGCUAAGUGUUGACAAUGGCUGGACUCUGGGAGGCUCGAGGUUCCCCCGUCAAGAGUCUUCUCUGCCUGCCACUCGCCGUUCGAGUAUGGCCAGCAAUGUGCAUUCUCUACUGAAUCCCGCCGAUACCGCUGAACGGCCGGACGAAGAUCAACAAGAGGACCGGAAACGAAAACGGUUGGAGUAG
This is a messenger RNA of Penicillium cataractarum, 1788 nucleotides long. Its product is annotated as heat shock factor family protein. The transcript has 5 exons. The coding region runs from base 1 to 1788 and encodes 595 amino acids. NCBI's taxonomy places the organism in Eukaryota, Fungi, Ascomycota, Eurotiomycetes, Eurotiales, Aspergillaceae. Gene Ontology annotation, molecular function: sequence-specific DNA binding; DNA-binding transcription factor activity. The record is from RefSeq and is a predicted model, not a curated record. Gene Ontology annotation, biological process: regulation of DNA-templated transcription.